UAUACCUCGACAAAUACGUGUUUUAUUACUUUUCCUUAUAGCGCACGCUUGACCAUAAAAUACAAGGUUCACAAAACUUGCAAGGCCAAUUACAAGAAGUCAACAUUAUGAAUGUUAAAACUUUUUGCUAUAUCAAGCAUAAAAAAAGACAUCCUGUCAAACCAUUUUAGAAAAAUAAUGUGACAACGUCAAAGUAAUGAAAACCUCAAUGUCCUCAAUUUAAGUUCAAAAUCAAUGCCAUAAAUAAAAAUUGAAACCUGAAUAAAAUAUAAAAAAAAUACAUGGAUACUAACAGUGCUCGCAGGUCAUAGCAGGUCUUUCGAAGAAUGUUCUGCUGCCUCUGAAGUUCUGAUUGGAUCUCAGGGUACGGGAUCCAAUAUGAACCCCCUCCGGUACCUAGAAAGCAUCGUCACAUCGAUCCAGGAGUACCGCUGGCUCAUCGACAUCGCGGCGGACUGCUAUCCGAUCGCCAUGAUGUCGAAAAUACACACCGCCUGAACUGUGACGCGUCAGAACAAGUGUGCAGUCAGACGGCGUGCUGAGAUGCUAUGAUGAUUGUGUUUCCAAAACCUAAGAGAACCUCAGAAGACUCCUUCACCGCUUCCGUGAGCGCAUCGGUCGGACGCGACUCCAUCUCGGACAGAACAUACUCGACGUCGGCGUUCGAAACCGACAUCGAAACCUUCAGCUCGACUUUAACAGAGAACACCCUGAGCAUGAUAAGCACCCCGUGGACCACAGAGUCGUGGACCGUCGGGACGCUGGACUCGAACGCUCUGGGCUCGUCUGCCUUCUCGUGGCCGUGCAGCGACGAAACGAUGAGCUCCUUCACCGACCUGCCAAACACCUCGACGUCCUACGGGGCCGUGAGUCCGCCCUUGAACAGCAGUAAGACCACCGUCACCAUCCUCUGCGGCGGCGGCUCCUGCAGCGACAGCGUCCCUAUAAAGCCGUUGACCCGACAGAACAGCAAGAUGCAAUCGACACCAGACACCUUCAGCUCGUGGACUGUUGAGACUUUCACGAGUUCUGGUUGGGUAUCGGACAUAGAUUCGCAAGUCGUCAAAGCGAAAUACCCUUGGAGUCCGAGCACCACGUUAUCUGGGACCGACAUCUACCCGAGCACUUUGGACUCGUUGACUUCUCGCAAAGGGAGCCGGGUGACGAUAGCCACAACGGCGACAUUCGGAAGCAGGAAAGGGGAGAAGGGACACAUCACCCCCAUGACCUACAUAGGCCUCAACAACGCGCCCGAACACAACCAUCUAUUGAAUUGGGCGAUCGAGGUCAAACGCAUUCCGUUAAGUGACUUGCCUAAUAUUAUAGCUGCUGUGUAAAAAAAAAACGAAAGUAACAAUAAGACAUUUAUUUAAUAAAAUAAUGUUAAAAUCACAAAUUGUUUGCCUUGCCCUUAAAUAA
Messenger RNA from Ostrinia furnacalis (Asian corn borer), 1419 nucleotides. RefSeq lists its product as uncharacterized. The coding region runs from base 549 to 1337 and encodes 262 amino acids. The record is from RefSeq and is a predicted model, not a curated record. NCBI's taxonomy places the organism in Eukaryota, Metazoa, Arthropoda, Insecta, Lepidoptera, Crambidae. The transcript has a single exon.